UAUUACACUUCGCGCGGAUCGAUGCAAGUAUCGAGACCACGGGAAUCUACGAAUCGAUACGACCCCUCUUGGUGGGAAGGCGGCGGCUGGGGGGCAAUGGCUGAGUGCUUCCUGCCAGCACCAGGCAGCCCAGCCGAGAACCGCAGGGCGGCCGAGGGCUCAGGCAUGACUCGCAGCCCCAGCUUUGAGGAAGUUAGCCCUACAAAGUUCCCGGGUCUCUACCGCCUCACUGAGCCCACGGGACUCACAGACGGCAGCCAUCUCCCUGGGGAGGUCCCUUCUGAUGAGGAGCGCGAGCACGCCAAGAAGAAGAGCAAGUUCAAGAAGAAAGAGAAGAGAACUGAGGGAUAUGCGGCUUUCCAGGAAGACAGUUCAGCAGAUGAAGCAGAGUCACCUACCAAAGUGAAGAAGUCCAAGGGUAUCCAAGUAUUUAAAAAGCCCAGCUUCUCCAAAAAAAAAGAUAAGGAAUUCCGCAUUAAGGAAAAGGUCAAAGAGGAGAAGCCCAAGGAAGAGAAACAAAAGGAAAAGAAAGUCAAGGAGCGAACGCAGGCUGUGGCAGACGUUGUAAAACUCCCCAAGAAGGAUAAGCAACAGAAAAGCAAGAAGAAAAAGAAGGCCAGUGUCUUGGCUGUACCCGAGCAGGAUUGGCCCGAGGUAGAGGUGGUUGUGGGGCCCAAGCCUGGUCCCAUCUUUGGUGCCACAUUGGAGGAGGCUGUGCAUCGCACUGCCCUCUACGACGGCGUGCCCUUGCCAGCUGUGUGCCGAGAGUGCAUCGACUACAUUGAACGUAAUGGCCUCAAGUGUGAAGGCAUCUACAGGGUUUCUGGAAUAAAGUCGAAGGUAGAUGAAUUGAAGGCCAUAUAUGAUCGCGAGGAGUCUCCCAACCUUGAAGAUUAUGACCCUCACACAGUUGCAAGUGUGCUGAAACAGUAUCUGCGCGAGCUUCCAGAGAGUUUGUUGACACGAGAGCUCCACCCUAAAAUUGAGGAAGCCUGCAGCCGUCCUUUGGUUGAAGAUCGGCUGGCUGAGUGCAAGCGACUUUUGGCAGAGCUUCCCAAAUUCAAUCGCCAUCUCCUCUCCUGGCUCAUGGUCCACAUGGACCAUGUGGUGCUGCAUGAGAGUGACAAUAAGAUGAAUGUGCAAGGCAUUUCUAUUGUCCUGCACCCUACAACACAGAUAAGCCACCGACUGCUUUAUAUGUUUUUUAUGAAUGUGAAUGACCUGUUUAAGAACGUGAAUCUGAAUUCUGCAAUCAGGCCACUUCGUUGGUCCAACCUGGCAAAUGCUCCAAACUUCCCAGAGAGCCAAGAAAAUAUCAAAGAAGAGAUCCGGAGACAGGAAUUCAUGCUGAACAGGUUACACAGUGACUUGCAAGCUGGUGUUAAGGACUCUGGGAAGGAGGAAAGGCUUUGGGAGGUUCAAAGAAUCCUGACAGCCCUUAAACGCAAACUCCGUGAGGUCAAACGACAGGACUGCGAAGAAAAGAUAGCUCAAGAGAUUGCCAGCCUAUCAAAAGAGGAUGUUUCAAAGGAGGAAAUGACAGAAAAUGAAGAGGAAGUGAUCAACAUACUCAUAGCACAGGAGGAUGAGGUUUUGACAGAACAGGAGGAGCUGCUCGCCAUGGAGCAGUUGCUGCGGAGAAAGAUGGCCGCUGAGAAGGAGGAGAUAGAACGACUGCGGGCUGAAAUUGCAGAGAUACAGAGUCGACAACAGGUGCGCAGUGAGACAGAAGAUUACAGCUCGGACAGUGAAAGUGAGAGUGAGGACGAGGAGGAGCUGCAGCUGAUUCUGGAUGAUUUAAUUCGGCAAAAUGAGGAACUUGAGAUCAAGAAUAACCACUUGAAUCAAGCCAUCCACGAGGAGAGGGAGGCCAUUAUAGAGCUGCGGGUGCAGAUCCGCCUUCUUAAGUCUCAGCGGAACAGGCAAGAGCAGUGCCAAGAGGAGGCGGCCGCUGGAGAAACUACCAAGCUCUCUCCAGAUGCAUCAGCCGUCAUCGCUGUUGCACCCAACAAACUCAAGUUGGAAUCCGCUGUUGCCAUCGAUGCAGCAGACAACAGAGCUGCAGCUCGGUCUCCUGCAGAGAUUUCGGCAGAUUCUAAAGUGGCCAAGUCACCUGCAGAUGCUCCUCUGGACCCAAAACCUGUAAAGGAUGUGGGAAAGGAAGCAUCAAUGGCAGGAAUCGCAAAUGCGAAGGAUGCUGCAAAAGAUGUUGGGAAGGAUGCUCUCGCAGCAGAAGAAGCUGUUAAAGUGGUACAACCUGUGAAGAACGUUUGCAAAGAUGAUAGCGCGACAAAGAAUUCUGAUGAAACACAGAUUGCAAAGGAUUCUGGGAAGGGGGAGCAAGUGAAGGCUUCUGGGAAGAAUGUACCAUCAGCCAAGGAUGCUGGGAAAGAAUCCAGGUCAGCAAAGGAAGUUGGUAAAGAAGAGGUAAAAGGAAAUGCAAAGGAUUUACAGAAGCCUUCGCCUGCCAAAGAAACAGAAAUAUAAAGUGUUCUUUAAAAUGACCUAUAACAAAAUAAAUAGAACCUUUAAGCUAUGUAUAAUAUAUUAUGGGAUGUGUUUUAACCGGGUUCUAAUUUUCAGAAUAUGCACCUUUAUGUCCACACAUGCAAGUCAGAGGUAUCGCUUGUAUUUGUUUAAAAUAUUGUAGCAAUAAGUGAAAUGUGUAUGUAAGUUGUUUGUCCAUAAAUAUUAUGGUUCCAUUUUUAGUUCACAUUGAAAAGUGAGCCAACCGGAAUUUUAAUCAGAGCACAUUUUUUGCACAUGUAUUAACACCAAAAUGAAUACAAUGGAGUUUGAAUUACAAUUGUAAAAUAUAUGUUUAGGCCAUAAUAUAAUGGUCUGGCUCUUUUUUAUAAUGUGAAAUAAAAGUGAAACUGCUGUAUUAAAUUUCAAACAAUGUGCCUUUGGACAUGUCCCUGGGAUUGGAAAUAAAGUUUAACCUUUUAUUCCUAUUUUAUUUUAAUAACCUUGGUACAUUUAUUCAUGUUGCUUUUCUCGUCACCUUUCAUGAUUAGUUGAUUAAAUUGCAUAUGCUUUGUAAGGUGAUAACUAUUGCGUGUAAUAUAGUGUCUAUUGACACACUUUAUGUAAAGGAUAUGCACCUACCAGUUUCCUUUUGAGUACAUUUUUAAAUUAGAUAAAUAUGCGGUCACAUUGGGUCACAUUGCCCUUUAAUAGUGUUUAUUCAAUGGAAAUAUUCAUGAAAUGCGAUUUAAAUUCUGUAGCUGCAUGCGAUAAAACACCACGUGUUAAGUGUGGAUUAAAUUGUAUAUGCAUUAUCUGCAUGAUACGUGUCGUUGCAUAAGCAAGCAGUUAAAUGGUGUUAAGUAGUUUAUUCAUGCGAGGUCUAAACCAGUUGGUGAUGCAAAAAAAGGCGGCGGUGAUGCAAAAAAGAGGGCAGUGAUACAUUGCUCCGUACUUUAAGUUAAAUAUUUACUGCUUAUGUACGAUGUUAAAGUCAUGUAAACUUUGAAAAAUCCGCCAACUCGAGCGACGAAGCGCCAGUGGGGUUUUCAGUACCCGUUCUUUGACAGCAGAGGGCGAAGUGCGUUCAAUGGAAACGGCCUUUGAUGCGCACGCAAUUCACUUCGGAACCGAUCGAGUGUUUCUUAAGCCUAGACUAUCACACGGUAUUUGAAUACACUUUAAUUGGUAAUGGUGCGAGUGUGUAUAUGGCAAACUCUAAAUGCGUGUACCAGACGUGUUCACAGCAGUAUUCACUAUUGGUAUUAGGAACUGCCACACGACGCAAACUAACGUUCAGUCAGCUACUGAUGGAAUAUAUGCAUCUAUAAAUACCCACCAACAUUUUUUGUAUGCGUUUUCUGUGAACAAAAUGUACCAUUUGAGCGCCUUUUAUGACCGUUUAUGCAACCGUUUAGUUAUGCCGAAUAUGCAGUCAUGCAUAAUUACAGGCUUAUUCGGGAUCUUGUAUUGUUUAGUGGUGAAGGCCGUCAUCCAACAGUGUAUUGACAAAAGGGAUGUUGCACUGUAGGCAACAAUGCAUAGUUAAUGUACGUGCUAAUUAUAAAUUAAAUCAAACCCAGUUUGGUC
This is a messenger RNA of Petromyzon marinus (sea lamprey), 4056 nucleotides long. RefSeq names its product ralA binding protein 1 (gene RALBP1). Gene Ontology annotation, molecular function: GTPase activator activity; small GTPase binding. Gene Ontology annotation, cellular component: membrane. NCBI's taxonomy places the organism in Eukaryota, Metazoa, Chordata, Hyperoartia, Petromyzontiformes, Petromyzontidae. The record is from RefSeq and is a predicted model, not a curated record. Gene Ontology annotation, biological process: small GTPase-mediated signal transduction; positive regulation of GTPase activity; endocytosis.